Ceratitis capitata (Mediterranean fruit fly) is the source of this 1714-nucleotide messenger RNA. RefSeq names its product proton-coupled amino acid transporter-like protein CG1139. Gene Ontology annotation, molecular function: amino acid transmembrane transporter activity. Gene Ontology annotation, biological process: amino acid transmembrane transport. Bases 242 to 1657 code for a protein of 471 amino acids. The transcript is spliced from 7 exons. The record is from RefSeq and is a predicted model, not a curated record. Gene Ontology annotation, cellular component: vacuolar membrane. Lineage: Eukaryota; Metazoa; Arthropoda; Insecta; Diptera; Tephritidae.
GUAAAAAAUUUUCGCAAAAAUUUAGGAAAAAAUAAAAUUAAUCGUUUGGAAAGUUUGAAAAAUUUUUUAAGUGCAUUAAACAACCAUAAACAGCAUCACCAAAUCCACAACAAAACAUAAAUAAAAUUUUAAAAAAGCUACUAACCUAAACGGACCUGACGUGCGUAAAUCUGGCUAGACGUGAGCGUAGAUUAAUCUGGAAGUAAACUGUGCGGUCGUCGAACGUUGAACCAGCGAUUUUAUGAUGAGCAAAAAUGGGCACAACAAUCCAACAUUCAUUGACGACAGUGCUGUCAGCGACAAAGCGACAAAACGAUACUCACUGGAGUUAGCGGAGAAGGGUGGCAAGCCAGCGGCUGUGGUGGCUAAGGAUAAUGGUUACGAUUAUAAUCCCUAUGAUAAUCGAGAGGUGGAGCAUCCUACGACCAAUUCAGAGACACUUUUUCACUUGCUAAAAGGUUCUUUGGGCACGGGUAUUUUGGCUAUGCCGAAUGCUUUCCGUAAUGCCGGCUAUAUAACUGGUACCAUCGGUACAAUUAUUAUUGGUUUCAUUUGCACCUAUUGCAUACACCAGCUUGUCAAAGCCGAAUAUGAACUUUGUCGGCGGAAAAAGGUGCCAAGUAUGAGCUACCCCAUCGUUGCGGAGAAUGCUUUAUUGGAAGGCCCCUCAUUCUUUCACAAAUUCGCACCCUACAUUAGCCACGUGGUGAACACUUUCCUCCUAAUUUAUCAGCUGGGUUGUUGUUGUGUUUAUGUCGUCUUCGUAGCUUCAAACAUCAAAUCCAUUGCUGACUUCUAUUUAGAUGAACCCGUCGAUGUACGUCUAUGUAUGGUGAUCAUACUUUUACCCUUGAUCUUCAUCAAUUGGGUUCGCAAUCUCAAGUACCUGGCACCCUUCUCCACAAUUGCCAAUGCCAUUACAAUGGUCUCAUUCGGUAUAAUCUGUUAUUAUAUCUUUCGGGAACCCUUUACUACCGAAGAUAAAGUUGCGGCGGCGCCCUUUUCGAGCUUUCCUCUCUUCUUUGGCACAGUGCUAUUUGCGCUGGAAGCAAUCGGUAUUAUACUGCCGUUGGAGAAUGAAAUGAAAACUCCGAAAAAUUUCGGUGGCAGCUGUGGUGUACUCAACGUUGCUAUGGUGCUUAUUGUUUUCCUGUACUCAGGUAUGGGUCUCUUUGGUUAUUUGAAUUAUGGUGCUGAGGUUGAGGGUUCCAUCACGUUGAAUCUGCCGUCGAAGGAUAUUUUGGCGCAAUGUGUGAAGGGUAUGCUGGCAUUUGCGAUAUACAUUACGCACGGUUUGGCCUGCUACGUAGCCAUUGAUAUCACAUGGAAUGAUUAUAUUGUGGAGAAGUUGAGCACGCAACGGAGCAAACUUUUCUGGGAAUAUGUGGUGCGAACUUCAAUGGUGCUGGUGACAUUCCUCUUAGCUGUGGCCAUACCCAAUCUGGAACUCUUCAUUUCACUUUUCGGCGCGCUCUGCCUUUCGGCACUCGGCUUGGCUUUCCCGGCAUUGAUUCAGAUCUGCACUCAUUGGUAUCACAGGGAAGGCAUCGCUAAAGUAUGGCUCUUAGUCAGCAAUUGUGUGCUCAUUAUUGUCGGCAUACUCGGCCUGGUAAUCGGCACGUCCACAUCGCUAACAGAAAUCAUUGCGACAUUCUAAAAGUGAGCGGUAAAUGCCGACUCCUACGCUCCGCCAUUAUAACACAAACAAACAAAA